CCAAGCAACCAAACAUAGCUUUUAUUGUGUGGUGAGUGUGUGAGAGAGAGGAAGAAAGAAUGAGAGGAAAACAGGGAAGAAGAAGCAGUGCAGUGGUAGUGGGAGUGGGAGUAGGCACCAUUGUUGUAGUUUUGAGUCUCUUUUUUUCAUGUGUGAGUGUGACUACUGAAGCUGCUACCUAUGUCGUUGGUGGCACCUCUGGCUGGACUUACAACGUCCAGAGCUGGACCAAAGGCAAGAAGUUCAAAGCCGGCGAUGUACUUGUUUUCAAGUACGACCCAAGCCUGCACAACGUGGAAGUAGUGGACUCGAAUGGGUACAAAGGUUGCUCAUCAUCGACUUCGAAUUCUCAGGCAUAUGCCACUGGAAAAGAUCAGUUGAAAUUGUCUAAGGGACCAAACUACUUCAUCUGCAGCAUCCCUGGCCACUGCGAUGGUGGACUCAAGCUUUCAAUCAAUGCUUCCUAAUUAACUCAUCAUAUUCUACUUGUCUUUCUAAUAUAUAUAUAAAUUAUACAUAUAUGGUUGGACUUGGAUUGUAACAUAUAUACAUAUAUAUAUUUGUGUAAGAGAGUAUGGUAUAAUUGGUAUGUGUAACUAAUAAUCUUAUCUCAUGUUUGUGUCCAACUGUGAUUUUAUCACAAUAAAAUAAAAUAAAAUGUAAUGGUGUUAUUUA
Humulus lupulus (European hop) is the source of this 675-nucleotide messenger RNA. RefSeq names its product basic blue protein-like. The coding region runs from base 60 to 467 and encodes 135 amino acids. Lineage: Eukaryota; Viridiplantae; Streptophyta; Magnoliopsida; Rosales; Cannabaceae. Gene Ontology annotation, cellular component: plasma membrane. Gene Ontology annotation, molecular function: electron transfer activity. The transcript has 2 exons. The record is from RefSeq and is a predicted model, not a curated record.